AUGACAUGCAACCGCAACUACUUCUCGAAGAUAGACGAGUCAGUCACAGGAAAAGUACGAUUUGGUGAUGACUCUCGAGUUGAUAUAAAGGGAAAAGGCUCAAUUCUCUUUAUAAGCAAAGACGGAGAGAGGAAGGUCUUGGCGGAUGUCUACUAUAUACCAGACUUGAAGAGUAAUAUUAUAAGUCUUGGUCAGGCCACAGAGUCAGGGUGUCAAGUUAGCAUGAAGAAAGAUGUGUUAACACUGCGAGAUCGAGAUGGAAACCUACUGGUGAAAGCAAACAGAGCCAAAAACAGAUUAUACAAGGUUUUCAUGGAAGCUGAGAAUACAAAAUGCUUAUCAAUGGAGACACUAAACGAUGCGACAAGGUGGCACGCAAGGCUAGGUCACAUUGGACGGGAUACAAUGAAAUCCAUGGUGAGUAAAGGGAUUGUCAUUGGGAUUCCACAAGUGACAAUCAAGAAGGAGGCAUGCUCUUCAUGUUUACUUGGAAAGCAAGUUCGAAAAGUCUUUCCUCAAGCAACCACGUAUCGAGCAGGAGGGAUACUGGAGCUUAUUCGUGGAGAUCUUUGCGGUCCUAUUACACCUCCUACACCAGCCCGGAAUCGAUAUAUAUUUGUCUUGAUCGAUGACUACUCAAGGUACAUGUGGUCGAUUUUGUUGAAAGAGAAGAGUGAUGCUUUCGACAAAUUCAAGAAGUUCAAGAGUUUAAUCGAGCAAGAGACAGGAGCUGCUAUCAAAACAUUCCGAACAGACAGAGGUGGUGAGUUCUUAUCCCAAGAGUUUAAAAGUUUCUGUGAUAAUGCCGGAAUCAAGAGGCACCUGACUGCACCAUACUCGCCACAACAGAAUGGGGUCGUUGAAAGGCGAAACAGAACACUGUUAGAGAUGACCAGAAGCACAAUGAAACACAUGGGUGUACCAAACUACUUGUGGGGAGAAGCUGUGAGGCAUGCCACAUAUCUCAUUAACCGAGUCUCAACAAGAAGUCUUGUAGAUCAGACACCUUAUGAAGCUUUCAAGGGAAGAAAACCAAACGUAGAUCACUUGCGAGUCUUCGGGUGUGUUGGAUAUGCCAAGGUAGAGACACCACAUCUAAAGAAGCUAGAUGAUAGAUCACGAGCUCUGGUGCAUCUAGGAACUGAGCCGGGUUCCAAAGCUUAUCGACUUCUUGAUCCAACGAGCAGGAAGAUAAUCGUGAGCAGAGAUGUUGUUUUUCAAGAAAAUAAAAGAUGGAAGUGGGAUAACUCGAACGAAAGUGGAGAUGAGUAUUAUGAGAUGUUUGAUAGCACCCUGGGAGAGUGGGAAGUAAAAGAAGCAGAGAUGACAUAUACGGGCAGUGAGCAAGUUAAGGAAGUUUCAUCGGGUGAAGAAACAGAGACUAUAGUAGAAGACAGAGAAGCACAACCUGAACUCAGGAGAUCGAGUCGUGAACGUUUUACUCCCGGCUACUUAAGUGAUUACGUUCUGUUGGCAGACUUUGAGGGAGAACGUCUUCUACUGGCUUUAGACGAGGAACCAUGGAAUUACAGUGAAGCAAAGGAGCUACAAGUGUGGAGAGGUGCUUGUGGAGAGGAGAUAGCAUCGAUAGAGAAGAAUAAAACGUGGAGUCUAGUUACUCUUCCGUUUGGUGCUAAAGCAAUAGGACUAAAGUGGGUUUUCAAAAUCAAGAGAAAUCAAGAUGGAAGCAUUAACAAGUACAAGUCGAGACUGGUGGCAAAGGGCUAUGUACAAAGACAUGGAGUUGAUUUUGAAGAGGUUUUCGCUCCUGUAGCUAGGAUCGAAACCAUUCGGUUCAUUAUUGCUUUAGCUGCUUCACAAGGUUGGGAGGUACACCAUCUUGACGUUAAGACAGCGUUUCUUCAUGGAGAAUUAAAGGAGGAAGUCUACGUCAGUCAACCCGAUGGUUUUGUGAUUAAAGGGAGCGAAGACAAGGUGUAUAAACUACACAAGGCACUUUAUGGAUUGAAGCAAGCACCACGAGCAUGGAAUACUAAACUCAAUCAGAUCCUCAAUGAAUUGGGUUUUGUUAAGUGUUCAAAGGAGCCAUCACUAUACAGGAAGGUGGAGAAAGAUAAGCUUCUUCUUGUAGCUGUGUAUGUUGAUGAUUUGCUUGUCACAGGUUCUAGCUUGGAUCUGAUUUUGGAAUUCAAGAGAGGAAUGUCUAGCAAGUUUGAGAUGAGUGAUCUAGGAAGAUUAACGUAUUAUCUCGGGAUUGAGGUAAACCAACAUGAAGAUGGGAUCACUCUGAAGCAAGAGAGAUAUGCGAUGAAGAUUCUUGAGGAAAUCGGAAUGCUAGAGUUAAAUGCAGUCCACACACCCAUGGACUCCAGUUUGAAGCUAUCUAAGGCACAAGAAGAGAAGAGGAUCGAUGAAAAGAUUUACAGAAGAAAUAUUGGAUGCCUUAGAUAUCUCAUUCAUACACGACCGGACUUAUCUUACUCUGUUGGAGUAUUAAGCAGGUACAUGCAAGAGCCAAGAGAAUCACAUGGAGCAGCAUUAAAACAAGUUUUAAGGUACUUGUGUGGAACAUUAAGUCAUGGUCUCUGCUUUGGUCGUAUGAAGCAAACUGGUUUGGUAGGCUAUAGUGACAGCAGUCACAAUGUGGAUGUGGAUGACGGCAAGAGUACAGGUGGUCAUAUUUUUUAUCUCGAUGAAUGUCCAAUAACGUGGUGCUCGCAGAAGCAAGAAACUGUGGCUUUGUCUUCGUGUGAGGCAGAAUUCAUGGCGGCUACCGAAGCUGCCAAACAGGCAAUCUGGUUACAAGAACUACUAAGUGAGGUUACAGGAAAGGACUGUGAGAAAGUGGUGGUCCGAAUCGAUAACAAGUCCGCCAUAGCACUCACGAAGAAUCCUGUAUUCCAUGGAAGGAGCAAGCAUAUACACAGAAGGUAUCACUUCAUCUGUGAAUGCGUUGAAAACGAACAGGUCGAGGUAGAACAUGUUCCGGGAGACCAGCAGAAGGCUGACAUUUUCACUAAGGCACUUGGGAAGAUCAAGUUCAAGGAGAUGAGAAAUCUCAUUGGGGUUCAAGAUGUGUCCAAAUGUGUUUUCAAGCUUAAGGGGGAGAAUGUUGAGAUAAGUUUGAAGAAAGCUUGA
Messenger RNA from Microthlaspi erraticum, 3099 nucleotides. The record is from the annotation of a GenBank genome assembly. NCBI's taxonomy places the organism in Eukaryota, Viridiplantae, Streptophyta, Magnoliopsida, Brassicales, Brassicaceae.